Messenger RNA from Paramisgurnus dabryanus, 1463 nucleotides. RefSeq names its product 5-hydroxytryptamine (serotonin) receptor 5A, genome duplicate a (gene htr5aa). Gene Ontology annotation, cellular component: plasma membrane. NCBI's taxonomy places the organism in Eukaryota, Metazoa, Chordata, Actinopteri, Cypriniformes, Cobitidae. The record is from RefSeq and is a predicted model, not a curated record. Gene Ontology annotation, molecular function: G protein-coupled serotonin receptor activity. Gene Ontology annotation, biological process: positive regulation of MAPK cascade; adenylate cyclase-activating adrenergic receptor signaling pathway.
AUGGCUGAUGUGAGCCAGAACAGCUCCUUAAAUCAAAGCUCAGAUCAUGGAAACAUCUUCAGGCCGCAGACCGUGUUCAGCGUCCUGACGUUCACCUUGCUCGCCAUGCUUGUGGUAGCUACGUUCGUCUGGAACAUGCUCGUCCUAGUCACAAUUCUCAGAGUCAGGACCUUCCACCGCGUGCCCCACAAUUUGGUGGCCUCCAUGGCCAUAUCUGAUGUUAUGGUUGCUGCUCUGGUGAUGCCUCUCAGCCUGGUGCACGAGCUUAACAGUCGACGCUGGAAGUUGGGCCGAGCUCUGUGCCAGGUCUGGAUAUCUUUUGACGUCCUGUGUUGUACGGCCAGCAUUUGGAACGUGACCGCAAUAGCGCUUGACCGCUACUGGUCCAUAACACGGCACCUGGAGUACACCCUAAAGACCCGCAAAAAGAUCUCCAACGUGAUGAUCGGCCUGACCUGGCUGCUCUCUUCCAUUAUUUCCCUCUCCCCGCUGUUUGGCUGGGGUGAGACAUAUUCGGAAGAGGACAUGGAGUGCCAGGUGAGCCAGGAGCCAUCAUACACCGUCUUUUCCACAUUUGGGGCCUUCUAUCUGCCUCUCUGUGUUGUUCUGUUUGUCUACUGGAAGAUAUACAAAGCUGCUAAGUUCCGUAUUGGAGCUAAGAAGACCAACACCAUCACUCCAGCUGCAGAGGCUGGGGAGGUAAAAGAAGCCUCUAGGCAACAGCCUCAGAUGGUGUUCACCGUGCGUCACGCCACGGUGACCUUCCAGACCGACAGUGAGACGUGGCGAGAACAAAAAGAGAAGCGAGCAGCUCUUAUGGUUGGCAUCCUAAUCGGAGUGUUCGUCCUCUGCUGGAUCCCAUUCUUCCUGACUGAACUCAUCACACCGCUGUGUUCCUGCAACAUCCCGCCAAUAUGGAAGAGCGUCUUCCUCUGGCUGGGUUACUCUAAUUCAUUCUUCAACCCUCUCAUUUACACAGCCUUCAAUAAAAACUAUAAUAAUGCUUUUAGGAAUCUCUUCUCACGACAGCGCUAAGCCCCAGCGCCCGAGAGAUAGCGGACAGCUCAGCUUCUUCACAAAUGUCAUUUUAAAUCACUCUUAGGAUUUGAAAAGUGCGUUAUCUGAACGCUUCAGGAAUCAAAAGUUCACAGUGGGAAACACAAAGGCUUUGACUGAACGAUGUCUGACUAUUUUAUUGCCAAGCAAAGGGAUGAUUUGAUCCAGAGUUUUUGAAAUGUCAGUCUGUCCUCUGCAUUCAAUCAGAUUGUUAACUGCUUCUGUACUUUAGCCAGAGAGUUAAUAUCAGUGUAUAUUUAUGUAAUGUAAGGUUUGUUAGUUUCAACUGAAAUCAUUUUACACAUCUUUUGUGCAUUCCUUAGUAGCAUAAUAUCUUUAAUGCAUCAAAGUGUCUCUCUAUUUUAUCAAUUAUUUAAAGGGACAUUCCACUUUUUUGAAAAUAUGCU